AUGCCGCUGGACGACCUCAUCCCGAUCGGUGGCACGUCCAGAGGCAGUUCUGGCUCCAAGAAGAGUGCAGCGAACGAUCUCACCGGUGGCCUUAUCUCGAUUUCUGGCGCUCGCAACAAUGCAGACGUCGACAUGUCCGACUUUGAUGUUGGCGACCUGCUUGGUGACGACUCAAGUAAGAAAAAGUCAAAAUCGUCUUCGAAGGACAAGAGCGACGACAAAAAGAGGCACAAAUCCAAAGACAAGUCGAGAAGCUCCAGUAGCAGCAAGAAGAAGAGCAAGUCCAAGUCGAAGAAAACCACAUUUAACGAUGAUGAUGACUUCGGUGGCGAUACUGACAACUGGACGUCUUUGGCAAAGAACUGGGAUAGCGCUGCUGAACUGGAAAUGGCUGCAGCUGCUGCUGCGAGACGGAAGAACGCUAGCGGGAGCGGACUGGAUGAUGAAUUCGCUAAAAUGCUUGGUGGGGACAUUGGCGGUGGUACAGAUUUCGGAGCUGCUGAGUCUUCGGAGCCAUUUGGGAAAGGAGACGACGAUAAAGUGGACAAUUUCGACGCAGAUGAAACUUUCGGGAUCUCGGGGUACACCCCAACUGUGCGUGGCUCGAAAAAAACUCAAGAGGCUAAAGUCCCUCCCACAAUUGAUACAUAUGAACCUGCCAAAGUAAGUGACGGUAUCUCAGCAUCUUUUUUCCAGGAUGAGACAAAAGAUGACUUCAACUCGACGUCGUUGUCUUCGUUGUUGGGUCCAUCAGCUGAGCGUCGAGCUGGGACUCGUGGAGGCCGAAGACAAGCCGGUGGAGCUGAAUCGGACCCUUUUGGUCUUGGAGCCUCGACUACAACUUCCAGCUCCACUUUUGACUCGCUCUUCGGAGCAUCCAGCAGUAGAAAAAGUGCUUUCGACGAUCCGUUCGCCAAACCUACACGCGAUUUAUCAGAUGAUUUCGAAACGAGAUCGCGUCUAAAAGAUCCCAUUGACGAAAGGACUUCGAGUCAAGGUCGAGAUGACCCCCCUCUAGCUCGCGGCAUUCAGGUUUUAUCAGCAAAAGACGAUCUCCUAGCUGAUUUAUUUUCGUCGGAGCCACGUAGCGGUCGUCAACAGGAGGAGUCGUUCUCAAAAAAUGAAGAAGAAAAUUACGAUAAGAAACCGAAAACGGAGAUUCCAUUGGAGCCCGCAGUAAAGCAGCAAAAUGAUCUCCUGGAUGAGCUUUUUGCCACCCCUUCAUCCAAAAGCUCGGUAUAUGACAAACCAAAAAAGGAACAAAAAAUUGCGAUAAAAUCAACAACUCCGCCUAAAGAACGGACCUCACCGAAGAAAUUGGAGUCACUCAACGACGCUGAACUACCCACGGCAAGUACAGAUGCCGACCUUUCUAGCGCUAGAGACAGCUUGCUGAUGGACCUCCUAGGAGAUCUUUCCGAGCCAAGAGGAGCUGUACUAUCACGACGUCGCAGCCGUGGCACCAACAGUAACAACAGCUCGCCCAACAAGGAAGUGAUCAAAGUAGAAGACCCUUUCAAGAGUUCUUUACCACCCUCUCCAGUUCUGUCGAAGCCUUUAGCAACAGUUCCAGAGGUAGCGACAGAGAUGGUAGCUCCAUCAAAUGACAGACCUGAUACUCCGCCAUCACCAGGUCGCAUCCGAUCACUAACAGUCGACAAACGCAUCCGCGAAAGCGACUUGGAACUGCCAAAAGACAGUCUGCUAGAGGAAAUUCUACCGUCGCCUCCUGCCUCUGCUCGCAGCAGUCCCCAGCGACGCAACUCGUACUCCCAGUCCUUCGACGUUGAAGACAAAAUCGCUCCUAUCGCUGAAGAGCCAAUUAGAAAAGUACAAGAGCACAACUCUCAAGCCCAAGAGGAGACUCCACAUAUUUCAAUUGUCAGGCCCUCGCCGAUAGAAGAAAUGAAAGAUUCGAAGGUGUUAAAGCAAAAGCCGAAGCAACUUCAACCAAGUAAAAACGACGAAAUUCCGGACGUAAAGACAACUUUUGCUCCAGUUUGCAACUGUGAAGAACGCGAAAAAGCGCUUACUGCAACAUUUGACGUCGAGCGAGUUGCACUGCAGCAACAACUCGAUGAACUCACGCAACAGUUGCAGACUCAAACAGCGUCUAACAGUCAACUCGCGCAACAACUCACGCAACAACAGGAGGAACGAGAAGCGCUCGCUACGCAACUAUCUCAGCAACUGGAAGAACGAGAAUCACUGGUUAACCAACUGUCGCAGCAACUUGAUGCACGAGUAGCAGCGAACACUCAACUGACUCAACAACUCGCAACAGUGGAACGUGAUAAACUCCAAGCCGACCAGGUAGCUGCAAGCUGUAAAGAGGAAGCAGCGAGCUACCAACAUCGAGCUGAGCUCUUGGAAGCCGAGAUACGAGGACUUCGUGACGAGCUGUACCGCUCGAAACGCGCCAUCCAGGAUGCAGAGUUGACUCUAGCACGGAAAAUGGCCGAACAGGACGACGCGGACCAAUUAGAACGCCACCGAGAGAAGCGCGCGCUUGAGGCGCUUAGUGCGCAGAUGCAACGUGCAUUAGCACGUCUCACUGUAACGCAUCAAGUACACGAGGAAGGUUUAGGUCUUGACUACUCCGCAGCACGCGUUGCUGCUGAAGAUGAGGCGCGUCUUCGAGUGAUCGCGUCGCUAGAGGGAAGCUCGAAGCGCGCAGCUCAACACGCUGAGCAAGAGCGACUGAAACUAGCAGAGUUAUUACGAGAACUCGAAGCGGGGGCGCGCAACGCUCGACAAGGAGCGUUAGAAGAUAAGGAGCGUCUGCGACAGGAGCAGCAACGUCUAGACGCACUUAGCGCUCAUCUCCAGGCCCAUGCUGCCGCACUACGGGACCAAGAGGAUACUCAUGCCGCGUAUAUGGGGAAGCAACUGGCUGAAGCUCGAGAGGACGCGCGGGUGUACGAAGCACGUUUAGCAACUAGAAGGACGCAACUGGAACGCGAUGAGCGUGCGUUGUAUGAAGCUCGAGCGGAGUUUGCGGCCUUCCGCGAACAAACUGCGCUAGAGAUUGAGCGCGAGCACGAGGAGCUUCGAGCGUCGCGUUUAGCGCUUGAAGACGCGUGGCGCGAGCUUCGCGCGGACCGCGAGGACCUCGAAACGGAGUUGGCUGGCCACGAAGAUGAAUUUCAAACACUCGAGAGCAUGCGGCAACACGUUCAAGACGCAGAAGCGCGACUGGCGGAACGUACGCAAGAGGUUGUCGCACUAGCGGAGAAACUUGACGUCGUCGAGAACGGUCACUCGAACGCGGGAAGAAAGAGUUGGAGGCCCGGGAACAAAGGUUGCAUGCUCAGAUUCGUCAACUUGACACUGCGCGUGGGAGACUCACACAGCAACGACGAGAACAGCAACAGCUCCUAG
Phytophthora infestans T30-4 is the source of this 3381-nucleotide messenger RNA. RefSeq lists its product as uncharacterized. Bases 1 to 3381 code for a protein of 1126 amino acids. The transcript has 2 exons. The record is from RefSeq and is a predicted model, not a curated record. NCBI's taxonomy places the organism in Eukaryota, Oomycota, Peronosporomycetes, Peronosporales, Peronosporaceae.